AUGUGUGACUCGUCAUACGUACAAAGUCUUAUACCUGCCAACGGCACGUUGUUGGGAAUUGAGUUCAUUCCUUCCUCCGUUCAAGCCAUUAUUGUGGACCCAUCAACUCAAGAUUCAACUUCCUCGGGAGCCAGCUCAACUAGUACGUAUACCUCCAAGUACUGCAGUGUCACUCUCGAGUACACUCAUACAGGAAAGGGUGACAAUGUGACUGUCAAAUACGCUUUCCCAAGCCCUGAUGAGUUUUCCAAUCGGUUCUACCUUGCUGGAGGUGGUGGAUACUCUCUGAAUUCGGAUGCUACAGGUGGACUUACUUAUGGUGCUGUCAGUGGAGCUACCAGUGCUGGCUACGAUGCCUUUGACUAUAGCUUGGACGAAGUUUUUUUGUAUGGCAACGGCUCCAUCAAUUGGGAUGCAACUUACAUGUUCAGCUACCAGGCUCUUGGUGAGCUGACCGUGGUGGGGAAAUAUCUCGCUAGAGAAUUCUAUGGUCUUGCCCAAGAUGAAAAACUUUACACCUAUUUCGAAGGAUGUUCCGACGGAGGCCGUGAAGCAAUGUCUCAGGUCCAACGAUGGGGUGACGAAUAUGAUGGUGUUAUUGCUGGCGCUCCUGCAUUUAGAUUUGCUCAGCAACAAGUUCUUCAUGUUUUCCCGGCCACAGUUGAGCACACACUUGGCUACUAUCCACCAACUUGUGAACUGGAAAAAAUUGUGAAUGCCACCAUUGAAGCAUGCGAUGGCUUGGAUGGCCGUAUCGACGGAGUCAUCUCACGAACCGAUUUAUGUGCACUGCAAUUCGAUCUUGAGAGCUUGGUUGGCCAGCCAUAUUACUGUGCUGCCACAACUAGUUCUUCCUUAGGUUUUGGUUUCAGUAAAAGAGACGAUGCAAGUCAAACUAGCGAUACGCCAGAGCAAAGCGGAAACAUCACACAAGAAGGUAUCGCAGUUGCAAAGCAGAUUUACGACGGUCUGUUUAACAGCGAUGGAGAAAGAGCUUACUUUUCUUUUAGAAUUGGAUCGUCUCUCGAUGAUGCCGAUACGACAUACAAUUCCGAUGAGGACGCUUGGGAGUUGAAUAUCCCUUCGACAGGUGGACUUUACGUCCAAAAAUUCAUCAAGCUUCUUGAUUUGGAUAACUUGGAGAACCUGGAUGGAGUCACUUACGAUACCCUGAUUGACUGGAUGAAAACUGGUAUGUACAGAUACUUCGACAGUUUGCAGACAACGGUCACUGACCUGACUACGUUCAGAAACACCGGAGGAAAACUGAUCCACUACCAUGGAGAGUCCGAUCCAAGUAUUCCUCCAGCAUCUUCAAUUCACUACUGGCAGAGUGUGAAAGACACAAUGUAUGGAAACCUGACCUUUGAAGAGAGUCUCAAGCAGCUUGAUGACUGGUACCAAUUUUAUCUCGUCCCAGGAGCCGCACAUUGCGGCACAAAUGAUUUGCAACCAGGACCUUAUCCAGAGACCAACAUGGAAAUCAUGAUCAACUGGGUCGAGAAUGGCGUGAAACCAAGUGGUCUCAAUGCUACAGUUUCGGAAGGUAAAUAUGCUUCAGAAAACCAGGAACUGUGCAAGUGGCCAACUCGUCCACUCUGGAGCUCUGACAACCUUUCAACGUUUGAGUGCUCCUUUGACGGGGCCUCGUACGAGAGCUGGACCUAUGAAUUACCAGCUUUCAAAAUCCCUGUCUAUUAA
Molecule: messenger RNA, 1701 nt
Organism: Ogataea parapolymorpha DL-1
Lineage: Eukaryota; Fungi; Ascomycota; Pichiomycetes; Pichiales; Pichiaceae
Product: Tannase
Exons: 1
Coding region: 1-1701 (566 amino acids)
Source: RefSeq, a predicted model, not a curated record